Penicillium verrucosum is the source of this 696-nucleotide messenger RNA. RefSeq names its product GNAT family N-acetyltransferase. Gene Ontology annotation, molecular function: acyltransferase activity, transferring groups other than amino-acyl groups. The transcript has 4 exons. NCBI's taxonomy places the organism in Eukaryota, Fungi, Ascomycota, Eurotiomycetes, Eurotiales, Aspergillaceae. The record is from RefSeq and is a predicted model, not a curated record. The coding region runs from base 1 to 696 and encodes 231 amino acids.
AUGGCUGUGGCAUCAGUCCCGGUAACUCACGGCCGUCACAGUAUGCUGAAAUCGGUCGCAGCACUGAACGGUCGCGUCUUCGACACCGACCCUGUUAUCGCGUACAUGCUCCUAGGCAUGUCUCAACAACAAAGGUUGGCUUAUCUGCCGACAUACUGGACCACGCUCAUCAAGUCAGCCUUACUUAAUCGCGCAGUGAUCACCGAAGCCGAUGGCUGGAAAUCGGCAUCGGUCAUGAUUCCACCCGGUGGAUACAUUGACAAUGUCUGGACUCUUCUGUGGGCUGGAUUUCUGGGCGUUCUAUGGAAGAUGGGACUCUCAGGCGUUAAGCGCCUUUGGUUCGAAUUCUCCGACAAGAUCGACAACGCGAAGAAAAAGGGUCUACGUGGACAGAGUCGAUACUACUACAUAUUCAGUAUCGGAACCGAGCACGAACACCGUGGAAAAGGCCUCGCCAAAGCCAUCAUGCGGGAUCACCAGAAGACCGCUCAAGCCGCGAACCUCCCGAUCUGGCUCGAAGCAACAACUGCAGGCUCGCGUGCUCUGUACCUGUCGAUGGGAUUUCAGGAAGUCGAAGAGAUUCGACUUGGCAAGGGUAAUGUCGCUGCUGAUGCAAGUCUUCAGUCUGGCGGGCCAGGAGUAUCUCUCUGGGCGAUGAUAUGGUGGCCAACCCCAACUCCUGAGGCUACUUCCUAA